CCAAAAGACUUGACUUUAUCGGCGUGGAAUAAAGAUAAAACUGAGUGAAUUUUAUUUUUUUGAAUUAUUUACUAGUGGACAGAGGUACUAAAAUGUGUUUAAGACAAAUCUUCUUAACAAUAUUUAUUUCUACGUUAUUCAAAACGUGUCAUUGUAUUGAUACUCGAGUGGAUCCUCUAGUCGACACAAAUGUUGGCUUGAUCCGAGGGAUGAAAGCUGAAGAUGGUGGUUAUGCAAUGUUCUUAGGUAUACCAUAUGGUAAAGUAGAUAAAAAUAACCCUUUCGGACCGUCACUACCACAAGAAAAUUUUGAAGAAAUUUUUGAAGCAUACGAUGAUUCUGCUAUUUGUCCUCAAAUCGAAGAAUUCAACGAAACUAUCACUGGCACACUUGAUUGUCUCCAUCUUAACAUUUACGUACCUGAUGUUGCUAGUACAAAAUCUCCAGUUCCAGUCCUUGUAUGGAUAUAUGGCGGAGCAUUUCAAACAGGAUUUGGUGGUAGAUUUCUGUAUGGACCGAAAUACUUUGUAAGACACGAUAUAAUUUUAGUGACUGUAAAUUACCGCGUCGGACCUUAUGGCUUUAUGUGUCUUAAUGAUUCAAAGGUCCCAGGAAACCAAGGUUUCAAGGACCAACUCUUGGCUCUGAGAUGGAUAAAAGACAAUAUUGAUUCAUUUGGAGGCAACUCUAAUAAAAUUACAUUAUUCGGUGAAAGUGCUGGUGGAGUUGCAAUAGAUUAUCAUUUAUUUUCGAAACAAGAAAAAUUAUUCAAUAAUUUAAUAAUACAAAGUGGUACAUCAUUGUUACCUUCACUUAUUGGUGAGCCUGAGGCAGCACGUACACUCAAUUUAGCAUCAAUAUUAGGUUUUGAAACGAUAAAUUUAAAUGAAGCUCUUUCUUUCCUUGGUAAGCAAAGUACUAAUUCAGUUAUAGACGCUAUGAGACAGGUACCAAGGUACUUACCUUGUGUGGAAAAUGAUUUUAACAAUGUGGAAAAAUUCAUAUCAGAUUAUCCUUUAAACCUGGACAUACCCAAAGCUAAAGACGUACCAAUAUUAAUUGGCCACACCGAUGAUGAGAGGCUUUUACUACACGUAAACAAAAAUCCAGAGUAUUAUGAACAUUUGAACAUUUUUCAUGAGAAGUUAUUUAACGCUUUCAAUUUCAAUUCCUCACAACUAGCAGACGCAGUUAAGAAUUUUCGACAUUUUUAUAUAGGCGAUGAAGAAAUUACUGAACAAGAAAAAUUUAGCAUUAUAGAUUUUGAUUCGGAUUUUACUUAUGUACAUCCAACACAAAGAAGUAUCAAACAAUAUAUGGAAAAUAAUGCAGGUGACAUAUAUUACUAUAUGUUUUCUUACAAUGGUGGAAGAAACUUUGUUAAGAAACGACAUAAUGUAACUAUUGGAGGUGCAGCACAUGCUGACGAGAUUGGAUAUUUAUUUGAUAUAUCAUACAUGAAGGACGAACCAUCGCACGAAGACCAGUUGAUAAUCGAUAGAAUGACUACACUUUGGGCUAAUUUUGUCAAAUACAGCAACCCAACGCCGCAGAUUUCAGACUUAUUACCUGUCGACUGGAAACCUGUGGAAAAUAAUUUACUACACUACCUUGAAAUAGAUUCAGAGCUGACAUUGAAGAAAAGACCUUUCAAUAAGAGAAUGGCAUUCUGGGAUUUAUUUUAUAGGCACAAUUAUAAAUUGCAAAAAGGUUAUAGAAAUAGGGAUAAAUGGUAGUAUUGAAAAUAUUGAAUUGAACAAAGAAAUGAUAAUUUCAUUUUGCACAUUUGUAAUAAUAACUAUUUUCUUGAAAUCUUAUUUCUAUCCUUCGA
Papilio machaon (common yellow swallowtail) is the source of this 1831-nucleotide messenger RNA. Its product is annotated as esterase FE4-like. The record is from RefSeq and is a predicted model, not a curated record. The transcript is spliced from 3 exons. NCBI's taxonomy places the organism in Eukaryota, Metazoa, Arthropoda, Insecta, Lepidoptera, Papilionidae. Bases 93 to 1736 code for a protein of 547 amino acids.